This is a messenger RNA of Aspergillus saccharolyticus JOP 1030-1, 2720 nucleotides long. RefSeq lists its product as uncharacterized. The record is from RefSeq and is a predicted model, not a curated record. The transcript has a single exon. Bases 178 to 2334 code for a protein of 718 amino acids. Lineage: Eukaryota; Fungi; Ascomycota; Eurotiomycetes; Eurotiales; Aspergillaceae.
CAAGGAGACCUUCAUCCGAUUACUAGCAACGCGUCUGGGAUGACUAACCAGCUCGUUGCUACCCUUGGGUGUUCGAUCUGAUGCUAGCCUUUCCAGUCUAAGUCUAGCUGUCCAUGCGACGCUAUCUACUUUACCUCACUUCCCCUGCAGUGAGAUAUAGCGUUUUAACGUCGCCUCAUGAUGGCUCCCACGCUACGAACCCCACCGCGUCAGCGCCCCUCCAGGCAGUCUCGACCUGUUCGAUCGAGUCGAACUCAAGUCCAGUCCUACCACGAAGAUAGCAGUUCCGAUGAUCGGCUCGAUGAGGAUACUGAAUCCGAUCAUGCACGCGCCGAACGACUAUCGCAUUCGCUGCGGCCCCGAGAUUCUAAUCGCAUGCCGACAUCGUAUCGGGAGGAAACCACCGAAGAUGAGUUUGACGAUUUCGGCGACGAGGGCACAGACGCGAUUAGCCCCAGUGAAGCACCCGCACAUGAACCUCUCACAUUUUCUGAAGGAAAUAACCAUGCAAGAGAUUCUACUAGGUCUACUCGUACACGGACCGUGAGAACAAGGUCCCAAACGAUGAAGGCUAAGCGCCCGACCAAGAGGAAGCGAAUGGAAUUAGGGCGGCCGCUCACCAAGCGUCGCGAGAUCCAAGUCGAUGCUGAUCCUUACGUGGGUUCGGGCGUGAUCCCGCCGUGGCAGACGCUCCCUUAUCACAUACUACUCGAUAUCUUUGUUUGUGCAUCAUAUCCUCUCAUUGAUGAAAGGACAACCAAUAGAAAGAGCUCGGUGCAAUGGCUCGUGAAAGUCGCUCUACUAUGCCGCGCUUUCCAUGAGCCUGCCUUGGCCGCUCUGUAUCAUUGCCCUCCACUGAUCCCCGCUGCCAAGUCUCACAGCUUGCUACAGUUAUUAUCUCAACCUCAGGACCAACUUUCUACAAACUACACCAAUAAGAUCAAAGAGCUGCAUGUCGAUGUCGAAGCACUUUUGUUCUACAAAAGUGGUUCGACCCUGGGUUAUUUUGAAUUGCCCAAGUUGCUGGAAAGGACCCCUCAAGUCAAAACCUUACGACUCUAUCAUAGUCAUGACUACGUUGUCGGCCUUCCGUCGUGGCUCAUUCAGCGCUCAAAAUGGACUUAUCCAGAUAGUCUUUUCGAUGCAGUAUCAACAAGCCCCAUUCGACUUCGUAGCUGGGACUGGAACAGCCGCUUCAUGGAGACUCAGAAGCUUCUCGAGUUGAUGUCAGAAAUGCACAUCCGACCCGCAUUCCAUGGAAUGCAAGAACUGCGAUUGUUACACAUCAUGUCUGAAGACUUUCCUCACAGCAGACAGGUAUUCCCAAGCUCCGCUGAUAAAGAAAUAAUUCUGGCCGCCGCCCUUGCCGACCUUCCCGAAUUACGACGCUUAGAGUUUAUAGAGUGCUCAAUCGUGAAUGAUCACCUCCUGCCCAACCUCGCAACCAAUCUCACCUCCCUCACGAUCAAUAACUGCGACGAAGUAACUACCACUAGCUUUAGCUCGUUCAUUGCAACGCACGGCCGCCAUCUUCGAGAAUUGAUUCUCAGCCACAACCGUCACUUGAGCAUGUCUUUCAUAGUCAACCUGGCUGAAUCAUGCGAGCAACUGGAGGUCUUUAAAAUGGAUAUAUCCAUGCAUGAUUGGUCUAGUUAUCACGACGUUGAGCCUCAUUUUCGGGAACUGCUUUCAGUGUCUGAGAUUCCGACUUGGCCUUCCACCUUGCGUGAGAUUGAGCUCCUCCAGUUGCGGAAUUGGGACGAUAGGACAGCGGAAGUGUUUUUCAAUUCACUUCUCAACGCUGCUUCUAGUCUACAAAACUUGAGGCGUUUGGUGAUCAGCGCGAUUCUGAAAAUCGGGUGGCGAGAUCGAGCAACAUUUCGUGAGAAAUGGAAGGGCAAGCUGCAGAAAGUAUUCCAGCGACGAAGUCACCCGCCCGACCCGAGACUCCGUUCUAUCCCUCGACCUUCACUAUUGUCUCACUCCGCACCUAACAUGAAAGAUGGGACUGCGGACUGCGCCAACAACAACUCCGAUACACAACACAGCGGAACUUGGACUCCAUCCAAAAGGAAAAGCGCGCGCAUUGCCCAAAAACGAUUUUCGGACGAUGAAGCUACUUUCACCAAGAAGAGGCCAGGAUCUCAGGAAGCUGAUAAUGAAGAGCCACUCGUCAUUCAAGGCUUGUGUGAUGUCGUCAUGAUUCGGAUCGACAAUCAGCGUCCGACGGAGACUCAAUUCAACGAAGAAGACUUCCUCGACGACGAAUUGAGUGGGGAUGAAGACUGGAAUGGUAAUGACAUCGACGUUGACGACGGAAGACAUGCAUGGUAGCUAAAACAAGCACAUGGUAAGGUUUGUUGUGCGAAGCACGCUUCCUGCUCACCCUUUUGAUCUUUCUUACCCGUUUAUUUUCUGAUAUUGCUCGGUUACUUCUUUCGAUUCUUUGCCCACUUACUCCUCGUCUUAGUAAGUGAUUGCGACUGCACCGCUCGCAAUACUUUACCUCCUACAUGGCUUCACUUUUCUUUUUCAGUUUAGAGGGUAUAUUAUACACUGGCGGCGGGCAGGAGUACUUCAGGGCGUCUGGCUUUGCUGCUCGGGAAAACCACAGUACAGCAAUUAUUAGGGAGUGAUUUGGCUGGGUAUACCAACUUUGCUAGUGUGUUGAUAAUCUUUCGCUUGUAGAGUUACGUUUCUUAUAUCAUCAAGGACGUGAA